GGACGGGGGAGAACGGGGCCCAGCGACGGGCUUUCUUCAACUCAAAAGGGAAGAGUCGGGGGAGAUGGCACCGAAGCUUGCUGCAUGCUCUGCGAUGGCCAGCGCGCUUUUCGCCCACCCUUCCUUCUGCCUUCUUGCCGACCGUGCUGCCAAGCCCUCCCUCUUGCUGAGCCCCAACCCCACCUGCUUCAGGCCUAGGGGGAAUCCCGCGGUUAGACCUCCGACUUCCUUCAGACUCUUCGCCACGGUGCAGGAUAAGGCGCCCGACGAUGCUCCGCAGUCGGUCGAGCUUCCCAAGAAGCGGUCGUUCGCCGUCGCCACCGGCGAUUUCUUCAUGGGCCUCGCGUCCACUCUCCUGAGGACGCGGCGUGCCGGCGGAGGCUCCGUCCUGGUGGAUUCCGGGGAGGGCGAUCGAGAUGGUGUGGCUUCCGUGAUCGUCGAUGAGGCGGAUCCCGCCGUCAUCUGGGAGCGGAGGGAGAAGGACGUCGAAGCGGAGAGGGAGCGGUCGAAGAUUACGAGCCCCGGGUUCAGCUUCUCCGCGGCGGGGCUUUUGUUUCCGUACCAUCUUGGCGUCGCGCAGUUUCUCCUCGAGAAGGGGUACAUUCGGGAGAACACUCCAUUAGCUGGUUCAUCUGCGGGGGCUAUAGUUUGUGCAGUUAUUGCAUCCGGAAACACCAUGGAGGACGCUCUGAAAGCCACGAAAAUGCUGGCUGAAGAUUGUCGACUUAAUGGCACAGCAUUUCGUCUUGGGGUAACCGCCCUCUUAUCUUUGACACUAAUGCUUUUCAAAUUUGUGACUGAAAUGCAAAAUUGCAUCAAGGCUGUCCUGAGGAAUAUACUUGAAAACUUUUUACCGGAUGAUGUUCAUAAGAAAUCAAAUGGUAGGAUCAGAGUUGGAGUUACCCAAGUGUUUGGGAGGCCAAGAGGAUUGCUGGUAGAUCAGUUUGACUCCAGGAAGGAUCUUAUUGAUGCAGUAAUUACCUCUUCAUUCAUUCCAGGGUAUAUUGCACCAAGGCCGGUUACAAUGUAUCGUAAUCGGAUCUGUAUAGAUGGAGGGCUAACAUUAUUUAUGCCACCAACAUCUGCAACAAAUACGGUGCGAGUAUGUGCAUUUCCAGCAAGUCGCUUGGGGCUCACAAAUAUUGGUAUAAGUCCUGAUUGCAACCCAACCGAUAGGGCCUCCCCACGCCAGCUUUUCCAAUGGGCGCUGGAACCAGCAGAAGAUCAUCUGUUGGACAAAUUCUUUGAACUUGGGUACCAGGAUGCUGCUGUUUGGGCAGGGCAGAACCCAGUCGAGGAGAUCACCAGGGAAGAGAACCUCGCCGAGUGACCAGAUUUCUUGCUGCGUCUGAGGUGCCAUUAUGUCCAAAAUAGAGCACAAGGCUGACAUGUCAGCAGCACAUCAGGCUACCUUUUUGGGGCUCCACCUGCAAUAUCUGGGAGCCAUCACACUGAAACAAUUCUGCAUUGCAGCCGGUUCCAACUUGUUGGCCAUUCCCCACACAACGAAGAACAAAGUUUACAUAACAAUUUUUUAUGUUUAGGUUUCGUCAAUAAACUGUAUAUUAGGAAAGGCAUUGUUAAUGUAAAUAGUUUUCGCAGAAGCGCUGAUGGAAGAUCCUGUUGUGGCAUCUAGAAACAAUGUUUUGGCUAAUAAAACCAGAAACUUUAAAAGUA
Molecule: messenger RNA, 1677 nt
Organism: Nymphaea colorata (pocket water lily)
Lineage: Eukaryota; Viridiplantae; Streptophyta; Magnoliopsida; Nymphaeales; Nymphaeaceae
Exons: 7
Coding region: 65-1330 (421 amino acids)
Biological process (GO): triglyceride catabolic process; lipid homeostasis
Cellular component (GO): lipid droplet; cytoplasm; membrane
Molecular function (GO): triacylglycerol lipase activity
Source: RefSeq, a predicted model, not a curated record